Messenger RNA from Neodiprion fabricii, 2291 nucleotides. It is a transcript of the gene Cdk5alpha, whose product is annotated as cyclin-dependent kinase 5 activator 1. NCBI's taxonomy places the organism in Eukaryota, Metazoa, Arthropoda, Insecta, Hymenoptera, Diprionidae. The record is from RefSeq and is a predicted model, not a curated record. The transcript is spliced from 4 exons. Gene Ontology annotation, biological process: activation of protein kinase activity; positive regulation of cyclin-dependent protein serine/threonine kinase activity. Gene Ontology annotation, cellular component: protein kinase 5 complex; cytoplasm. Gene Ontology annotation, molecular function: cyclin-dependent protein serine/threonine kinase activator activity; protein kinase binding. The coding region runs from base 1190 to 2260 and encodes 356 amino acids.
UGAGCACACCGAGGGGCGUUCGUCUUGGCUGGCGGACACGAAACCACACCAACAGGACAGUUUGACAGAAGUUGCAGCUCUCCUGAGGAGCGCCCUCGAGGCUAUCAUCGGCGCUGUGAAACCGAGCAAGUGCAGUUCGUUGACGCGAGCGGACGACGAGGUGCUUCUAGAGUAUUCCGACAAUCACCGCGUGUCGCAUUACUGCACAUAUUAAGGAUUAUCAUCUCCUCGUUCUACGCCUGCAGAGACUGUGAUAUAGUGAGAGUAAUUUAUUGUUUUAUUGACACCGUGCGGAGGACUGUGAUAGAGAGUUGUUAUACUCGUAUAAGCGUGUAACGAGUAUCGCUUAUACUCAACAAAGAUGCAGAACAUUCUCGCAUGACCGCGCCGGCCUUCCAACGACCAGCCGACCGUGUCACCCGUAGUAAACAACAAGUGCAGUGCUUCGUCGUAAACGCUCGACCGUACAGGUGAACCGUAGAACGUUAUAAUCGAAGCCCAUCGGUGGUGAGAAGAGGGUAUAACUAAAAUAAAUCGCAAACCGCCCAGUCGUUGGGGGAGGAAGCGAGAGUAGCCGAGUGGAUCAGCGGUGAGCACCAAGGAGAAGGAAGAAGGCGGAGGAACCGGAGGCGGGUGCCGAGAGAUUCGCGAAGGGGAAUCGAUCGCGCGAUCGCCAUUUUGCCGGGGCCCUUGUACCGCGGUGCAUCUUCCCCAGGUUGCACGAGGAAGAACCACCGCCUUGAGUUCCGAGUAUCGUGCGGCAGGGUGCAACAGCCUCGAGGCCAAGACGACGAGGGCCCGCAACCGUUUCGCUUAGGGGUUUUGGCUAUUGAUCGUCUCCGAGCAGCCGGGGUUCUCCGUUCUUCAGGGCGGCCAUAUUAACUGCCCGAAGCUCAAGACCGAAGGCAGGCUGGGCGGUCGGCUGAGCGAGGUGUUGGGUCCCGCCGUGGAGGAGGCCAUUGAGCCCUGGGAUGCACCCUCGCUGACGGGACCCAGCGGGACUUCGACGCCGAGGCAGGCGCCGCCGCCACCCCCGCCCCCACCCCUACCGCUAACCGCGUCCUCGCCGAGCCCCCCGCGACCCCCGAGGCCGCCGCCACCCCCGCCGCCCCCGCCCCAACAGCCCCAAGCCCUCGCCGUACCUACUCGGGCGAAGCUCGCCUCCGCGGCCAGGGCCCAAAACAAGAAGAUGGGGACCGUGCUGUCGUUCAGUCCGCGGGACCGGCGUGGGUCCGGUUACCCGACCGCGGCCCAUCAGCACCCCGCCGAUUUCACCCUGAACAACUUCAACUAUGAACAGCUGAACAACGCCAAGAACCGCGAGAAUAAGGGCACGUCCUCGGUCGCGCCGGCGCCGACGAAUCAGCCCAACAACAACUCGCUGCAGAACAAUAAUAUCAAUCUGAACUGCAACGACAACGCGAGGAUAAUAUCCGAGAAGAAUGCCCUCGACAAGAACCUCAAAAAGCACUCGCUGUUCAUUAACGCUCUGUCGUGGAAACGGUUCAGCACUACCAACAACAACAAGAAGAAACUUGACAACAAAAAUAAAAACAUUACCUUCAGACAGCCUCUCGACAAUAUACCCAUCGUUGAUAAGAACAAGAACAUACAGACCCCGCAGAUCAAAGUACCCGUGACAAACAACAAUCACACGACGCACAAUCCAACCUGUGAAAAAUUGGUCCAAAAACCUCUGCCCCCCGGCCCGAGGAAGACUGUUAUUCAGGCCUCGACGUCGGAGCUGCUCAAGUGCCUCGGUGUCUACCUGCAUGGGAAAUGCACACGGUUGCGCGACUUCCAGGCUGGUGACGCGGUCGUUUGGCUAAAGAAAGUCGACCGGAGUCUGCUACUUCAGGGAUGGCAGGACGUCGCCUUCAUCAACCCCGCGAACGUCGUGUUCGUGUACAUGCUGGUUAGAGAGUUGGUCGACGGCGAGGAAGCCUCGGAGAAGGAGCUCCAGGCGACGGUAUUGACGUGCUUGUACUUGAGCUACAGCUACAUGGGUAACGAGAUAAGCUAUCCCCUGAAGCCCUUCAUUAUCGAGGACAACAAGGACAAAUUCUGGGACCGAUGUCUCCUGAUCGUCAAUCGACUUAGCGCUAAAAUGCUUCGCAUUAACAGCGAACCCGGAUUCUUCACGGAGAUCUUCACCGAGCUCAAGGCAUGCGGAGCAGGAGAUCGAGGAACCCUGGCUGGCAGCGGUCUGGAGCGGAGCCUCGUCGUCUCCGGAAUCGCCGUGCCAACCAAGGCAGCUUGACGGAGUUACACACACCUGCUGGUGCGCAUCG